Paramecium primaurelia is the source of this 1531-nucleotide messenger RNA. The record is from the annotation of a GenBank genome assembly. Lineage: Eukaryota; Ciliophora; Oligohymenophorea; Peniculida; Parameciidae.
UAACACUAAGUUGAUUAUGUUUUCAUCAAUUGAAAUACUCACAAAAAAUGAAAGAUAGAACUCUCGUCUAGGAACAUAAAGAAAAAAAUUCAAAUUAACCGGACAGACCAUUUUGAAUGGUGACCAAUCUUCUAAUUAUGAUUAUUCUAAAAGACACACUCAUGAAAGUAAAAAUAUUAAUAUAUAUUAUAGAUGAUAAAGGAGAUCACUAAAGUUUUCUUAUGAAGAUGGGUUAUUCAGUUUCAGAUGAUCCUAAUUAUUAAGAAUAUCAGAAGAAAAAUAGAGUGAGCUCAAUUUCAACAGAUUAGUAAUCAAGAUAAAGAAUAACAAGUCGUUAAUCUAAUAAUAAUUCUGUUGCUACUAGAGGAUAGAGUAUAGAACUUAAUAACAAUUAUGAUAAUAUGAACUGUCCAAGAAUAAGUCUGUACAAUCCAAGAACAAUAAGAAAAACAUUUUAAUGUGAUGAUUCUGAUGGUGGACUUGAGAAUUUUAGUGAUCAUUCACAUUAUAUUAGUGUUGAUAAUACUCCAAAACCAAAUAAAACUACUAGUUUUACAAAAGAAACGAUAUCAAAAAUUCCAACUUUGAUUUAAUUUAAAUUUCAAAGGAUUAGAAGAUGUUUUUAAAUGAUUAAAGCAUUAUUAAGAAUGAAGAAUCUUUGCAAGUAUUAUUAUUUAUAAAUAUUCAAGUUAAAAGAGAACAUCUUGGUAAUUAAAAUAAGAGAUUUUAAAAAGAAAUUAGAAAUCAUUGAAAUAUAAUGAAGGUAUUACUGCAAUCAAAAUUAAAUAAUGGACAUAAAUGGUAUUCUCAAAAAUGAUUUCCAUAAUUCAAUAAAAAAGAUUAGAUAAGUGCAAACUUAAUUUUAUUGUAAUAUUUAUAUUUAAUAUUUUAGGACAAUCCUGAAAGUAUGUCAUAAUUAGAAAAAGAUUAAGCAAUUAUAUUUGUAUCAAAUAUUUUCACUUUUGCUAUGUCUAAUUUAGUAAUAAUGACAUCUAGCACUAAUUUAUUAAAUGAAUUAUAAGUCUUAAUGUAUUAAGAAUAAUUUUUUGAAUACAGAAAACAAUUUAGUAAAUUUGUUAGUCAAAGAGUUAAUUAUAUCUGUUAAGAUUAUUAAGUAUUAACAGAAUAAGAAAAAGAACUAAUAUUAUCUGAAUGUGUUAUCAUUAAUAAUCUGAUUCCAAGUUUGAUUAAGAUGACAGAAAGCUUGGAUAUAUUAAAAUGUAAUAAGCCAAGCAUAGAAUUUUUAAUUAGAUGUUUAAUUUCCUUAAUUCAGUAUUUUUUUAUAUAGAAAUUUUCUAAUAUUCCUAAAAUUGAAAAGAAAAAAUAAAAAAUUAAUUUCUCUUAAUAUCAAUUAGGCAAGAAUGAUACUUCAAUGAUAAUUAUUUAAAAUACUCAAAUCAAGUCAGAUGAAAUGAUUUUUGGUACUUACAAUGAAUAACAAUUAAAAGAUUUCUUAUCUAAAGAAAAUUGGAAAGAUUCCAAUAAAAAGAAAAUGAACUAAGUUACAACUAAUUUAAUCAGUAUUUUCUGA